AUGUCCAAAGUUGGGAAGCUCGAAGUUCACGGCCAAAGCGGAGUCCGGUUCCAGAACUGGGCCAAGACCUAUGGCUGCUCCCCAGAGUUUUAUUUCCAGCCAACUACCGUUGAUGAGAUCAAAGAGAUCUUGGCUCUGGCCCGCCAGAGGAGCAAGAGGGUGAAAGUGGUGGGAGGCGGACACUCUCCUUCAGACGUGGCCUGCACAGAAGACUUCAUGGUCCACCUGGGAAGGAUGAACAAGGUCCUCAAGGUGGACAAGGAGAAGAAGCAGGUGACGGUGGAGGCGGGGAUCCUGCUCUCGGAUCUGAACAUGGAGCUGAGUAGCCAUGGCUUGGCAUUGCCCAUCCUAGGAGCUGUUUCGGAUGUGGCGGCUGCCGGGGUCAUCGGAACCGGCACACACAAUACUGGCAUCAGCCAUGGCAUCUUCUCUACUCAGGUUGUAUCCUUGACCCUCUUAACGGCUUCUGGGGAAAUCCUGGAGUGCUCUGAAACUACAAAUCCCGAGCUCUACCAGGCCGCCUGCGUCCACCUGGGCUGUUUGGGCGUCCUCCUCACCAUCACCUUCCAGUGCGUCCCAGAGUUCCACCUGCAAGAGACCACCUUCCCGUCGACGCUGAAGGAGGUUCUAGACAAUUUGGAGACCCACCAGAAGAAGUCGGAAUAUUUCCGCUUCCUUUGGUUCCCUCACAGCGAGAAUGUCAGCGUCAUCUACCAAGAUCAUACCAACAAGCCGCCCUGCUCUUCUGCAAACUGGUUUUGGGACUACGCCAUGGGGUAUUACCUGUUGGAGUUCCUUCUGUGGAUCAGCACAUUCCUGCCAUGCCUGGUCGCUUGGCUCAACCGCUUCUUCUUCUGGCUUCUCUUCACUGGCAAAGUGGAGAACGUCAACCUGAGCUACAAGAUCUUCAACUACGAAUGCCGUUUCAAGCAGCAUGUCCAAGACUGGGCUAUUCCCAUUGAGAAAACAAAAGAGGCCCUCCUGGAGUUGAAGGGGGUCCUGGAGAGCAACCCCAAAAUCGUGGCCCAUUACCCAGUGGAAGUGCGCUUCACGCGGGGGGACAACAUCCUGCUGAGCCCUUGCUUCCAGAGGGACAGCUGCUAUGUCAACAUCAUCAUGUACAGGCCCUAUGGGAAAGAUGUGCCUCGCCUUGACUACUGGCUGGCCUACGAGGGCAUCAUGAAGAAGGUUGGAGGCAGGCCACACUGGGCAAAGGCCCACACAUGUGUCCGGAGAGACUUUGAGCAGAUGUACCCCAGCUUCCAGAAGUUCUGCUCCAUCCGGGAGAAGCUCGACCCCAGAGGGAUGUUCUUGAACACCUAUCUGGAGAAGGUCUUCUACUGAGUGACGGGAAGGAGAAAGCAGCCAAGAAGUGGAGACAUCUGACACAUGGAGGACUCCAAUGGUUAUUGAGACAUCCGUUGGAGAAAUGGAAAUAAGUAUUGGCCAGUUUACCUCCUUAUUCACUUGUGUAAACCCAAAUCACAGAACUGAGGUGGGUCUGAAAACCAAUAAAAGGCUUUGUGAAAUA
Messenger RNA from Anolis sagrei ordinatus, 1531 nucleotides. The record is from RefSeq and is a predicted model, not a curated record. Lineage: Eukaryota; Metazoa; Chordata; Lepidosauria; Squamata; Anolidae.